AGUGGUUUGUCCUGAAGCUGAGAGUCAAAUCAAACUCGCAGGCAAAUCGGUAAGCCUCAUACGCGAAAAAUCCCACACGCUAUUUUCGAAACAGUGACAAUCGCGAACGAAAUUGCUUGAAAAUGGACGUGGAAGAGUUCCGGACGCGAGGCAAAGAGAUGGUCGACUACAUCUGCAAGUACAUGAAGAACUUGCCCAAUCAAAGGGUGACUCCGCAUUUGGAGCCUGGAUAUUUGAAGGAGUUGAUUCCUUCUGAAGCGCCAGUAGAACCGGAGAAUUGGAACGACAUCAUGGAGGACGUGGACAAGAAAAUCAUGCCUGGAAUCACGCAUUGGCAGCAUCCGCGCUUCCAUGCAUACUUUCCAAGUGGAAAUUCCUACCCUUCCAUUCUGGCUGAUAUGCUUUCGAAUGCCAUCGGAUGCAUCGGAUUUUCUUGGGCCGCAAGUCCAGCUUGCACAGAACUAGAAACAAUCGUCAUGGACUGGUUUGGAAAAGCAAUCGGUCUUCCGCAUGAUUUCAUCACCUCCAACAAGGGCAGUACCGGAGGAGGAGUGAUUCAAACCAGCGCCAGCGAAUGCGUGCUAAUCUCGAUGCUGGCUGCUAGAAACCAAGCCAUUCAAUACUUGAAGAAGAACCUCAUUGACCCUAAUGAAAUUGAAGACAGCGCCUUUCUUCCGAAGCUGGUUGGGUACUGUUCUAAAGAAGCCCAUUCUUGCGUGGAAAAGGCCGCCAAAAUCCUUCUGGUCAAAGUCCGGAUCCUUGAGCCGGACGAAAAAGGAUCGUUAGACAAGCAGACGUUGGAAGAUGCCAUUUGCAAGGAUAAAGAAAACGGUUUAUUCCCGUUCUUCGUCUCAACGAUCUUGGGAUCAACAUCGAGUUGUUCUUUUGAUAAUUUGCAAGUGAUUGGCCCCAUUUGCAAAGCGGAGCCUUGCAUAUGGCUUCACGUGGAUGCGGCUUAUGCAGGAAAUGCCUUCAUUUGCCCAGAGCUGAAGCCUUAUCUAAAAGGAAUCGAGUACGCGGAUUCCUUCAACACCAACCCCAACAAGUGGCUGUUGGUCAAUUUUGAUUGUUCCUGCCUAUGGGUGCGCUGCAGAGUUAAACUGACCAGCGCUCUGGUUGUUGAUCCUCUUUAUCUUCAGCACGCCAACUCAAAUGAAUCCAUCGAUUACCGCCAUUGGGGCAUUCCAUUAAGCAGAAGAUUUCGCUCUUUAAAACUCUGGUUUGUGAUCAGGAAAUACGGGCUAGUUGGCCUGCAGAAGUACAUUCGAAACCACAUAACUCUGGCCAAACACUUCGAGACCCUUGUAAGCAAAGACAACAGAUUUGAGGUUCUGAACGAUGUACGAUUGGGCCUAGUUUGCUUCCGAUUGGUGGCCAACGAUCAAGUGAAUCAAGAACUCUUGGCCAACAUAAAUGCUUCCGGAAAACUGCACAUGAUUCCUUCAAUGGUUAAAAACAAAUACAUUAUUCGGUUCUGCAUUAAUGCCGAAGACGCAAAGCAGGAAGAUGUGGAGGACGCCUGGAGAAUUAUUACUGAACACGCUUCCGAAAUUCUCGAACCAACUAAUAAUAAGAAGAAGGAAUUCACCAAACCUCCACUCACCAGGCAAAUGUCGAAGAGAUUUGCUUUUACCAGAAGCGUCUCCAAGGAGCUCUACAAACGGUGCAGAAGCAGAUCCAAUCUCUUGGAUGGUGCCACUCCUAUUUUGGUAGCCGACUCGGACGAAGAAGAUGUUGAAGUUCAACAAGGGAACAAUUGCGAGGCAGUCGAUUUCCUAGCAAGUAGUUUGGAUGACAAUGUUUUUUUGGACGAGUAUAAAAAAGAUUUCAGGUUUCAUCCUCAAUCACCCACCGAAAUCAAAUGUAACGGCAUGUAAAUCGCUUUAGAGAAAGUGGGAAGGUAAUUGAGACUGCAACUUCUGAUGCGACCAGAAAUAUGCUUUGAACACAGGGUAAACAGUAUUAACUACACAUUUUUCAAAGGCGUUUUAUUCAGGUCACUGUCCAAACUCCUUGCUGUUCCAUAACUUUGUAAAUAUGUCAGUAUUACUAGGCUUAGCUAUAGUUUUGUAUUUAUUUAUUUAUUUGUCAGUUUGUAAAUAGGCGCGGUGAAUAAAGCUGUUUUUUAUAA
This is a messenger RNA of Dendroctonus ponderosae (mountain pine beetle), 2131 nucleotides long. RefSeq names its product tyrosine decarboxylase (gene Tdc1). Lineage: Eukaryota; Metazoa; Arthropoda; Insecta; Coleoptera; Curculionidae. Gene Ontology annotation, biological process: amino acid metabolic process. Gene Ontology annotation, molecular function: pyridoxal phosphate binding; carboxy-lyase activity. The transcript has 2 exons. The record is from RefSeq and is a predicted model, not a curated record. Bases 123 to 1877 code for a protein of 584 amino acids.